Aethina tumida (small hive beetle) is the source of this 5592-nucleotide messenger RNA. It is a transcript of the gene ATP8B, whose product is annotated as probable phospholipid-transporting ATPase IM. Gene Ontology annotation, molecular function: ATP binding; ATPase-coupled intramembrane lipid carrier activity; ATP hydrolysis activity. The record is from RefSeq and is a predicted model, not a curated record. Gene Ontology annotation, biological process: phospholipid translocation; Golgi organization. Gene Ontology annotation, cellular component: plasma membrane. Lineage: Eukaryota; Metazoa; Arthropoda; Insecta; Coleoptera; Nitidulidae. The transcript is spliced from 17 exons. Bases 815 to 4618 code for a protein of 1267 amino acids.
AUAAAAACGCCCGUCGCCGUGUAAAAUCAUGCCGAAGAAUGCAAACGGAUUCACGUAGCGCGGUUCUCACCCACGCCGACCCGUAACAGACGAGACGGCGACCCGUUCUGGGGAUUUUCAUUCACGCAUCCAAUCUGCAGGUUGUGUUAAAACAGGUGCGGUGUUCAAUGGGUACGUUUGCGGUUUCGUGUGGUGCUCGUGCGACUUGACGUACGGUUGGGGUUGUUUUUCGGGUGUUUUGACUAGUUUUUAGUGGAGACGCGCACCCGACCCGUGAUCCAAUUGGAGUUGGGAAAAGACUAAUUUUUAUAAAGAACUCUUGGGACCAACUUGUUUUGGUUUUAGAAUGUGAACUGAAGAGUAUUCUAGAAGAUCGGUUCAUGGCCGGAAUUUACGUAUCAGCCGGCACUCAUGGUCGCCUCCUUCACUCACCAGCCGCCCGUCACCGUCAGCGUCCGCGCAGCAGACUGCGGCAAGCCGCGCAGCCGUUCCCCUUACCUACUCCAUACUUACCGACGUAGUGCGAUCCAUUCGACCGAUUCCCCAGAAUCCCAUCGAAGUUUCCCGCCCAGCUAAUCGACAAUUCGCGAUAAGCUAAUCAGCAGGACUGUAUUUGUUACUACCUCUAACUUUUUUUAGAUAUUUCAUAGAUUUUUGAUAUUUUUGGUAUAUCGGAACCAGUACAAGACUUUGUUGUGUGGCCUUAAUUUUUUACCUGAUUCGUAUUUCGUACAUAUUAUAAGCGUGGCCUUAAUGUUAGUUUGUAGUAGACUGUCGCCUUUGUCCAUCCUAUCCUAAUCAAAUCCCAAAAAAGAUGGGCAGCAGGCGUUCCUUCAUGAGCACCAGAACUCAUACCAUUGAUAGUCAAAGAAGAAUUCGAGCAAAUGAUAAACAGUUCAACUCGCAAUUUCGUUAUGCUAGCAACUACAUCAAGACAUCAAAGUACAGUAUCCUGACGUUCCUGCCGCUGAAUCUGUUCGAGCAGUUCCAGCGGCUGGCCAACUUCUAUUUUUUGUGCCUUCUCGUGCUGCAGCUGAUACCGGCCAUCAGCAGUCUCACGCCCGUCACCACUGCGCUACCCCUCAUCGGCGUGCUCGGACUCACUGCCAUCAAAGAUGCAUACGAUGACAUCCAACGUCAUAUUUCCGAUUCUCAAGUCAACAACAGGAAGUCGAGAGUCGUGCGGAAAGGCAAACUGGUCCAGGAACGAUGGUCCGAGGUCCAAGUUGGCGACAUCAUCCGCAUGGACAAUAAUCAGUUUGUCGCCGCCGACAUCCUGCUGUUGUCGUCCAGCGAACCGAACGGGCUGUGUUACAUAGAAACCUCAGAACUCGACGGUGAGACGAAUUUGAAAUGCCGCCAGUGCCUGACGGAAACGGAGGCAAUGGGCGAGGACAACGCGUUGCUGGGUGAGUUCGACGGCGAGAUCAUCUGCGAAACGCCGAACAAUUUGCUGAACAAGUUUGAGGGCGUGCUGGUGUGGAAGAACAAGACGUACGCGCUCGACAACGACAAAAUAAUAUUGCGCGGUUGCGUGCUGCGUAACACACAAUGGUGCUACGGCGUCGUUGUCUUUGCUGGCAAAGACACGAAGCUGAUGCAGAACAGCGGCAAGAGCAAGUUCAAGCGCACCAGUAUAGAUAGGCUCCUUAACUUUUUAAUUAUAGGUAUAGUAUUUUUUUUAUUGUCCAUGUGCCUUUUCUGCAUGGUGGCGUGCGGUAUAUGGGAGUCGUUGGUCGGCCAGUACUUUCAGACAUUCCUGCCAUGGGACACUCUGGUGCCCUCGGAGCCCUUGGGCGGUGCCACCACUACCGCCCUCCUGGUGUUCUUCUCGUACGCCAUCGUCCUCAACACCGUCGUGCCGAUCUCGCUUUACGUCUCCGUCGAGGUGAUACGGUUCGUCCAAAGUUUUCUCAUCAAUUGGGACGAACAAAUGUACUAUUGCAAAACGGGGACCCACGCCAAGGCGCGCACCACCACACUUAACGAGGAACUAGGCCAAAUCGAAUACAUAUUCUCAGACAAAACGGGAACACUCACACAAAACAUAAUGACGUUCAACAAAUGCUCGAUCGGCGGCAUCUCCUACGGCGAUGUGAUCGAUCAGCGAACCGGCGACAUAAUUGAAAUAACCGAGGAUACGGAGUCCAUAGAUUUUUCGUUCAAUCCCGAAUUCGAGCCGGAAUUCAAGUUCUACGACGGCAAACUGUUGGAAGCCGUCAAACGGAAGGAUCCCGAAGUGUUCAGUUUCUUUAGAUUGCUGGCGUUGUGCCACACCGUCAUGUCCGAGGUGCAGGACGGCAAGCUGGAGUAUCAGGCCCAAUCGCCGGACGAAGCGGCCCUCGUCUCGGCCGCACGAAAUUUUGGUUUCGUUUUCAAAGAACGUUCUCCUAACAGCAUCACCAUUGAGGUGAUGGGCCAAAAGGAGGUGUACGAACUGCUGUGCAUUUUGGAUUUUAAUAAUGUUAGGAAAAGAAUGUCGGUAAUACUCAGGAAAGACGGGAAGUUAAGGCUGUAUUGUAAAGGUGCUGACAAUGUGAUUUAUGAGAGGCUGAAGGAUGGAAAUGAUGAUGUUAAGAACAAGACUCAGGAGCACUUAAAUAAAUUUGCUGGUGAAGGUUUACGGACUCUUUGCCUAGCUUCACGUGAUCUCGACGAGGAUUUUUUUAACGACUGGAAAAAACGACACCAAGAAGCGGCGGUGUCGUUAGAAAACAGGGACGAACUUCUUGACGCAAUAUAUGAGGAAAUCGAACGGGACAUGAUACUUAUUGGAGUGACGGCAAUAGAGGACAAGCUGCAGGACGGUGUUCCCCAGACGAUAGCGAACUUGAUAUUGGCCAACAUCAAAAUUUGGGUACUUACAGGUGAUAAACAAGAAACUGCCAUCAACAUUGGAUACUCGUGUCAGUUGCUGACUGACGACAUGGUCGACGUGUUCAUAGUGGACGCGUCCUCAUUCGACGAGGUUAACCACCAACUUCUCAAGUUUCGCGACAACAUACGCGCCAACAUCAAGAUUAUGAACGCGUACCAGCCUAAAAGAGCCGGUGCCGGCGAUAUUGACGUCCACUUGGAGACGUCGAACGGCAAGGCGGCGGCCGACAACGCCGCUAACCAUUCUACGGGAACGUCGACGCCGCCGCAACAGCAUUCGCAGCCGGUUCCGGCCGUCAGUGUCGUUACCUUCAGGUGGGAUGCAAUAGAACAAUGUGACAAUACGAGAGCAAGCACUGAACUAGAAUAUCAUAGUCCGGAAGAGACGACGACGGACGAAACGAAUUCCGACUUCGCAAUCGUGAUAAAUGGUCACUCUCUUGUCCAUUGCUUGCACCCGCAACUGGAACGACUGUUCUUGGACGUAGUGAUGCACUGUAAGUCUGUGAUUUGUUGUCGGGUGACACCGCUGCAGAAGGCUCUGGUUGUCGAACUCAUCAAGAAGAACAAACAUGCCGUCACUCUGGCAAUCGGCGACGGCGCCAACGACGUGUCGAUGAUUAAGGCUGCCCAUAUUGGAGUGGGUAUAUCCGGCCAGGAGGGUAUGCAGGCUGUACUGGCAUCCGACUAUUCGAUAGCGCAGUUCAGGUUUUUGGAAAGACUGCUGCUGGUGCAUGGCAGAUGGUCGUACUACAGGAUGUGCAGCUUUCUGCGGUACUUCUUCAACAAAAAUUUUGCAUUCACUUUGUGCCACUUUUGGUAUGCGUUUUUCUGCGGGUUUAGCGCGCAGACUGUGUUUGAUCCAAUGUAUAUAUCAAUUUAUAAUCUUUUUUAUACAUCUUUACCCGUCCUCGCAGUCGGCAUAUUCGACCAAGACGUAAAUGAGAAGAACUCUGUGCUGUACCCUCAACUGUAUCGGCCGGGACACAUGAACUUAUUUUUUAACAAGAAGGAAUUUUUUCGAAGUGCCAUGCAGGGAUGUUACGUGUCCGGAAUAUUGUUCUUUAUUUCGUUCGGCACUUACUAUGAUGCUGUGAGUCCUGAUGGACAAGGACUGUCGGAUUAUAUGCUUUUCUGCAGUGCAACGGCCGCGAUGUUAGUUAUUGUAAACACAGCCCAGAUUGCUUUGGAUACUCAAUACUGGACAGUGUUUAACCAUAUAGUGACUUGGGGCUCUCUGGCGUUCUUCUUUAUUGCCGACUACUUCUACAACUACGUGUUCGGCGGCCCGUACGCCGGUUCCUUGACCAAAGCGAUGAAGGAGGCAAACUUCUGGUUCACCACACUACUGGUCGUCAUCAUGUCAAUAAUGCCCGUUCUAGCAUGGAGAUUCUACUUCGUCGACGUGGCGCCCACACUUUCAGACAGGGUGCGGUUGAAGCAACGAAUGGCCCAAGUUCGCUCGCGACAAAGCCAAGACGUGCUGCGCACUCCUUCUGCACGCCGGGCCCGACGUUCCAUCCGCUCGGGCUACGCGUUCGCCCACCAGGAAGGUUUCGGCCGCCUGAUUACGUCAGGCAAGAUAAUGCGCAAACUGCCCAACACUACCGAUUACAUAAUUGGGAAGCUGCAGGGCGGCAGCAGCGGCAAGAACAACGUGCCAUCCGCGCCACCGCCGUCGCAAGAGGGCAGCAGCGGAAGUCGGGCACCUAUUCAAGAUUUGGACACUAUAAAUCUGUGAGGUGCGAGGUUCGGUGCGACACUGAGAGAAUGGGGGUGAUGUUUUCUUAGUAUGGUGCAAAACAGAUAAUCGGAGUCGAGAGGUGGACGAAAUAGUUGACACCAACUCAAAUCGCCGACUUAUUUUUUUUAACAGAUGUUUGAUAAUAAUUUAUUAGAAAACGAUGAUUUUCAAGAUUUUUAAGUGUAAAGAGUAUAGAAGAUAUUUUCAUAAGCAUAUACCGCCACUUUAACUCGACUUGAACGCACCUAUAACUCAUAUAAAGCAUUACCACAAAUAGAUGCCUUAAACAUAACACUCAAACAUUGAGAUUAUGUUAAACAAACGUAACGACUUAAUAUUGUUUGCAUUCCUGCGAAUACCAUUCCAUGUGAGGUGUUUUAAUGAAGUCCGUUACAGAUUUUUGAAAUUUUUAUUAAUGAAAUGAUAUUGUUGCAUAUCAACUAGAUCUUCAUAGCCAAGAUUCUAUCCUUUCAAAAAAGAAAUUUGGACAAAAUUAUUUAUUUAUUGUAAUUGAAAUUUUGAUAUUCUAUUUAUUACUUUUUGCAUUUAGUAUUACUGGUUACACAGCUUUAAGAUGUUUUAUAUGACAGUGGUUUUAGCGGUUUUAUCUGUUUUGAACAUUAAGAGAAAAUAUUGCCUGGAUUGCUACUUAAGCUUUAUACAUUUUUUUGAAAUUUAAGUUAAUGUUCUUAUAAGUAUUAUAGCACAUAUGAAAAUUUUUAAAGUUAAUGAUCUAAAAUAUUGUUAUAUUUUACAAAAAGUAUUGAAACGUUAAUUUGCUAACAAAUGUUAAGUAUUUGCUAUGUGAUUUUUCACUUAGGAUAGGUAUUUGUACAGUAUAAAUUGUUUUAUGUUAUUAGACUUAAGCUUCAACUAGUCAUCAGAGUAUGUUUAAUGUUAAAAAUCUUUAUUACAAAGUUAUUUAAAAUAUAUGCUUUCGUUUUUUAUAAAAUAAAUUUAUUUUUUCCUUA